CGUCACGAGGUCGCACCCGAUUGGCUGCUUGUUGCCGUGUCUGUCGCUAAUAAAUCGAAAGAGUUUUCUCGCUGCUCACCUCCGCAAGUAGUGAACUGUCAGCUGCUGGCUGCUGGACGGCCAAAUGUCUGCGGCCACUUUCCUUCACGUGCUGCGGCCACUCGAGGCGACCAGCGGCCUGAGCCGCCUCCUCAGCCGCCCCCUCAGUCAACAAGCGAACCCGAGAUUCGGCCUGCUGUUUGACAUUGAUGGUGUCAUCGUGAGGGGAAAGAAGGUUUUGCCGCCUGCCGCCGAUGGCUUCAAGCACCUUGUGGAUGGCAGUGGCAAAUUCAGGGUGCCAACCGUGUUCGUGACCAACGCGGGCAACGCGCUUAGACACCACAAAGCGCAGCAGCUGUCAGAAUGGCUGCAAAUUGAGGUGCACGAGGACCAAGUGGUGAUGGCGCAUUCACCGCUGCGCAUGUUCCACCAGUUUCACAACAAACACAUGCUGGUGUCCGGCCAGGGUCCAGUGAAGGAAAUUGCUAAGUACCUGGGUUUCAAGAAGGUGACCACCAUUGAAGAGUUGAGAGGGAUCUUCCCUGCGCUGGACGCAGUGGACCAUCAACGCAGAAUUUCAGUGCCAUGUUCUUUUGAGCAAUAUUUCCCGAGAAUUGAGGGUCUAGUUUUAUUUGGCGAGCCUGUCAGGUGGGAAACAUCGCUGCAGCUUCUAGUGGAUGUUCUAAUGACGGAUGGACUGCCCACGGAAGCACCUACCAGACCAAUUUAUCCCCACAUUCCAGUGCUAGCGUGUAACAUGGAUUUACAGUGGAUGGCUGAAGCACCAUUGCCCAGAUUUGGGCACGGAGCCUUUUUACUCUGCUUAGAGAACCUUUACAAGAAGAUCACCGGCCUCGAUCUGAUUUACACGGCGCUCAUUGGCAAGCCCAGCGAAGUGACGUACCAUCAUGCCCACCACAUGGUGAUGAAGCAGGCCAAGUUCCUCGGCCUGGAAAAAAACCUGAAGGCUCUAUACGCGAUAGGGGACAAUAUAAACACAGAUAUAUUCGGCGCCAACUUAUAUCAGCAAUACUUGCGCAACCAGUCCAUCAUUGGGUCACAGAGGGCUGUUCAGGUGGCAAGGAGCAUCGAGAACCUGGUCGGGGGAAUCGACGAAACCUGUGAAAUGGUUGAAUUGGGAGCAAGCACGUGCUCAAGCAUCCUAGUAGAGACUGGAGUUUAUAGUCAAGACUCGUCAAUCAGCACCUUGGAUCACUCGCCAAGAGAUUUCCUGCCAGUAGAGGAGAAGCUCCGAGAGCCAAACUACACGGUAGCUAACGUCGCUGAAGCAAUCAACCUGAUUUUCCAACAAGAGGGCUUUAAAUAAAGAGAUUUCAAUGCAAUUCGCAACCAUGCUCACCACUGCUGUCAACUUUUUAAAUUUUAAGCUAAAGAGCAACUUUACUUGAUACUGUGCAUUGCUAGUUUGAUCUAUUACCUCACAAAUAUGAUCUUUUAAUUAAUAAUCAAAGUCCGCAGGUUUUGCGAAUUAGUUGCUGUGCUUCCUCUUUAUAUUUUCUUCGUCAUAUUUUGGUUUUAAUUUUUCAGACUACUGGUCUUGCUGACUUGAAUUAAUUUUACCUUGAAAUUUGGUAAUUCAAAAUUAUCCUUCUACGUUUACAAAAAUAAAGGUAUAUAUAAUAUUAUAUUAUUGUUGAA
Molecule: messenger RNA, 1698 nt
Organism: Cloeon dipterum
Lineage: Eukaryota; Metazoa; Arthropoda; Insecta; Ephemeroptera; Baetidae
Product: haloacid dehalogenase-like hydrolase domain-containing 5
Exons: 7
Coding region: 125-1366 (413 amino acids)
Biological process (GO): glycerophospholipid biosynthetic process
Cellular component (GO): mitochondrion
Source: RefSeq, a predicted model, not a curated record